AUGUCCAGAAGAACUUCUUCCAAGCCCUGGCACAAUGAUGCCGCUGGAUCGAGCUUUUCAGAUCCCUCGGCUCCAACAAUAAUUGCUGCUCAAACUCGGAAAUCGACUCCCAUUCUUAAGAAACCAUCGGUCGCUUCUGAGACCUCCCCUUUAAUCCCGACGGUGUAUCUCGAUGUUGGUCAACAGCGAUUGCUAUUUGUCAGUUUAUUUUUCGGAAUCCAAGCUUAUAAAAUUUCAGAAGCAGUUGGUUCGACAAUUGGCAGUGAAGCCUUUUUACUAAAAUAUUUAAUUAUAGACGCCAUGUUUGUGUGGGUUCUGCCUAUAUUCAGAAUCCCUUGGCUUACAUUCAGCAAUUGGGUGUCGUUUUUGCAGUUCAUAUUGCUUAUUAUUUUCAACAUUUUUCUUAGUACCAGCUCAUUCUCUUUGAGUCUUUUGAUUUUGGCUAUUUGGAAAUCUCUAUUUGAAACCGAAGUAUCGUUUUCAGGCAGCAAAGUCCAUCAACAGGACCAGGUUUAUGAUGCCAAAUCCCAUCUUCUCGGUAAAUAUACUGUAAAUAUUCUUCCUGAGAGCACUGCUUUGCUCAAUCCAGGACUGGCCUCGUACUGCGUUGACUCGGGUGCUUCCAAUUUACCAAUCUCGAUUCCUGUUCGUCUCAAUGCUACUGAUCCUAUUUUUGUUCAAUUGGCCAGAAUCGAUUUUGAAACUCUAGAAGAAACUACCUACAACUUUACAAGAAAAGAACUCAAGUCGUUUAAAAGCAGCAGUCCUCCUGCUAAUUUGAUUGAUGAGUUUGAAGGUCUGAUUGAGGGAAUUGCUGGCUCUGGCGGCAGUGGUAGUGGUGCGGGGUCUGGAGCAGGGUCUGGCUCUGGUUCUGGUGGAUCGGGUCCUGGCUCGGGAUCCGGUUCGACUUCUAGGUCUACUGCAUCGCUAUCUUAUCUCAGUCUGCCAGUUAGCAAACCCGGCUUGUAUAGAUUGAAGCAAGUAACGGAUGCAUCCAAUCUUGACGUAAGACUAUAUCGUUCAGAUGUGUUGGUGGUAUCGUGUCCAAAGGCAUAUAUCAUUGGUAGUGAAGCUAGUGAUGUUAGUCCUGAUAGGUGUAUUGGAGAUGUGGACACACCCAAGCUUGUAGUAGAUGGUGUUCCACCUCUGCGAGUCAAAUACAGUCGAUCUGUUAAAGGAAGAGAGUCUUUAUUUUCUGUCCAAUCUUUGCAACCUGACCAUUUUACCUCUCCUCUGUUAUCAGGCGGUGCAACUGGCAGUCGAUUUGUUUGGUCGAAAGGAGACUCGUUAGAUUGGGUACAAGCAAAGACUGUUGAGGUCGAUUUGGAUACCACUUUGUCUACAACUGGUCAAUGGGUAUAUGACAUCGACGAGGUAGAAGACGCUUUCGGUAAUAUCAUCAACUAUUCUGCCCUUCUGCAAAGCGGGAAGAAUUCUGCUCUCUUGUCAUCCAAGGGUCUUUCUUAUGGCUUUGCAGUGCAUCCUCGACCUCAAAUCAGAUUCCAAGGCUGUGAUUCUGUCAACCCCGUCAAACUUCCAAAAGGACAUCAGGUCCAAUUACCUGUAAGCUUGAUUGCUGAUGCUAAUGACGGUCCGUUUGAAGCAACUUUCGACUACUCUCCUUUGCAGGAUGAAUCUAAUGAGUAUAACAACGAAACUUCGGUCUUUAGUCACAAAUUCAACUCUCUUGGCGAGAGACUUGUAAUCAGUGAACCAGGUAUUUAUUCUCUUAGAGAGAUAUCUGGCAAGUAUUGUUCUGGAGACGUCAUCGAACCUUCUUCGUGUCUUGUUUUUGUGCCUCCUGAACCAACUGUGGAAAUAAAAUUCGAUGACAUUGAAGACAAGUGUGCUGGGCCCACUGGUGUCCGUGCUGAUAUCAGUUUGACUGGUAACCCUCCAUUUUCACUUUCCUACAGAGUUAUCAAGGAUGGAAGAAUCAUUUCUACAAAGACCCAUGAUAUUAGCAAGAGUCGAGAGCAACUCAUGUUCAAUCCUUCUGAAGAGGGCAAUUAUGUUUAUGAAUUCUUUAGUCUUUCUGAUGACUUGUACAAAGGUAGACCUUUGCAAGGAGAUCAUUUCAAGAAGAGCCAAUCAAUUCAUGUUCUUGCUGGUGCCUCAUUUGCCGAAAAGUCUAUCCACACCAGAAGAUGCUGCUCAGGCGAUUCGCUUAAGUUGAAGGUAGAUUUGAAUGGUAUUCCACCUCUGAAAUUGAACUACGAAAUUGUGUCAGGAAAUUCUCGUAAGGAGCAGUUCUCUGUCAGCGAUAUUAACGACAUGAGCUAUGAGAUUGAAACACCUGCACUUACCCAGGGUGGUAGAUACACCAUUUCGCUCGUUUCUGUUCAAGACAGCCGUGGUUGCGUAACACCAUUAAAUGAAGCUGAUAUUGUCGUUGAAGUGAGAAGACAGCGUCCUGCUGCAGCCUUCUUGCCUAUUGAUGGCAGCACGAAAGUCAAAACUUUAGAAGGCAGAUCAAUUGGACUCCCACUUCGUUUAAGCGGCAAAGCUCCAUGGACUGUAUCUUAUAAACAUAUCGACGAGGCAUCAGGAAUCGAGCAGGAUUACGUUGUGAACGUUGGAAACGCCAAUGGUGACGCCAUCCAUACCAACCAGAAGGGCAAAUACCUAAUCACUGGUGUCUCUGAUGCCUACUGUCCAGGAGAUGUAUCAGUCGAAAGCAACACGAUUGAUAUUUCGUGGAUAAACAAACCUAGUCUCUCCGUCGUGUCAACACCGUCACUAUCAAAGGUUGCAGAUAACCUGAUGUCCCGUAAGAAUGUGUGCGAACUGGAAGAGGAUGUAUUUGAGAUUAGUUUAGAGGGUAAGUUAAGCAAUUGGAGAGUGAUAACUGGAAUUUGUUAUGCAAAAAGUCAUGGAAUACUAACUGAUAUUUAG
Sugiyamaella lignohabitans is the source of this 2895-nucleotide messenger RNA. It is a transcript of the gene POM152, whose product is annotated as Pom152p. NCBI's taxonomy places the organism in Eukaryota, Fungi, Ascomycota, Dipodascomycetes, Dipodascales, Trichomonascaceae. Gene Ontology annotation, cellular component: nuclear pore transmembrane ring. The coding region runs from base 1 to 2895 and encodes 964 amino acids. The transcript has a single exon. The record is from RefSeq and is a predicted model, not a curated record. Gene Ontology annotation, molecular function: structural constituent of nuclear pore. Gene Ontology annotation, biological process: nuclear pore organization; protein import into nucleus.